This is a messenger RNA of Tachysurus vachellii, 3109 nucleotides long. RefSeq names its product coagulation factor IXa (gene f9a). Lineage: Eukaryota; Metazoa; Chordata; Actinopteri; Siluriformes; Bagridae. The transcript is spliced from 8 exons. Gene Ontology annotation, biological process: blood coagulation; proteolysis. Gene Ontology annotation, cellular component: extracellular region. The coding region runs from base 92 to 1576 and encodes 494 amino acids. The record is from RefSeq and is a predicted model, not a curated record. Gene Ontology annotation, molecular function: calcium ion binding; serine-type endopeptidase activity.
GGCAGAACAAACAUACGGUUGCACUUUGGAGUGCUGGCUCUGGUUACUUAGCCUCUGACUAAAGCGUGGAAUAAAUUUGCUCUCCGCAGGCAUGGCUACAUUUUCUGUUUUUUUUCUCCUUUCGGUUCUGCUUCAGCAAAAGCUCCAGAUCUUUGCAGGGCCAGUGUUCCUGGAUAAGUGGGAGGCAGAUACUCUUUUUCAGCGGUACAGGCGGGCAAACACAGGUGCUUUUGAGGAGUUUUUUAAAGGGAAUUUGGAAAGAGAGUGCAUAGAGGAGAAGUGUAGCGUGGAGGAGGCCAGAGAAGUCUUCGAAAAUGAUGAGAAAACAAUGGAGUUUUGGUCAAGUUACGCUUAUGGGAACCAGUGCAAAGCAACACCAUGUAAAAACCAGGGCACAUGUGAGCACCAACAGAGCACAUACAUAUGUCACUGUCGACCAGGUUUCACUGGACAGAAGUGUGAAAUAGUGACUGCCAGGCAGUGUGAUAUUAACAACGGAGGCUGCAUGCAUUUCUGUUCCACACUGGAGACUCAUGCUGCAGUGUGUUCCUGCGCUACUGGGUACAAACUGGUUGAGGAGGUUAAAUGUGUGCCUGAAGUGAAGUUCCCCUGUGGUGUUAAAGAAUUGAGUAAAAAGAUCGUUGUGAGAGCUUUAGGCUCCAAACUGCCUAACAGGACAGAACCUGAAAGUAUUGUUAGUCAGAAGAGAGUUACCACUGCUAACAAAACCAUAAGCCAAACAAAGGGAAAAAUCACCCCUUCUCGUUCCAAACUACCCAUGUGGUACCAUAACAACACAGAGCAGGUCAACAACAGGACUCGCAUCAUUGGUGGAGACUCUGCAUUGCCUGGAGAAAUUCCCUGGCAGGUGGCCUUGGUGCUGCGUUCCACACAGCAGGUGUUCUGUGGAGGAUCUAUUCUAAGCGCACAGUGGGUCAUCACUGCAGCACACUGUAUAGAAGACAGCAAGCAGAAAGAGUUCUUCAUCAGAGUAGGUGAGCAUGAUGUCAGCAAGAAAGAGGACACAGAGCAGGACAUAACAGUGGAGAAGGCCAUAAUGCACCCUCGCUAUGACCCAUCCACCAGCCUAUACAACCAUGACAUAGCUCUUGUGCGUCUUGGCCGCUCCAUCAUUUUCAACAACCACGUGCGGUCCAUUUGCCUCGGACCCAGCAGCUUUAGCGAGAGCCUGCUUCAUUCUGGCACACCGGGCACCAUUAGUGGUUGGGGCCGGCUGCUAUUUCACGGAAGAACUGCAGAAGUACUUCAGAUAGCUGACGUGCCCUAUGUGGAUAGGAGCGACUGUAAGGAGAGCAGCAGUGAGCGGAUCACACACUUCAUGUUCUGUGCUGGCUAUAAGGACGCAUCAAAGGACGCGUGUCAGGGGGAUAGUGGGGGACCCCAUGUCAACCAGUAUAAAGGAACAUGGUUCCUUACUGGCAUUGUUAGCUGGGGGGAGGAAUGUGCCAAAAAAGGAAAGUAUGGCGUAUACACACGGGUAGGCAGCUACUACAAAUGGAUACAGUAUGUCAUUGGGAUCACCAAAAACAAGCCAGCUAAUGAUGUUGAGUUAUAAUUUGAAGAUUUUUUCUUUUUAUAUUAAUUUUUUUUCCCCCAAGAUUUAGAUUUUUACUAAACAGUAAUUUCAAGAAGGGGGCACGGUGGCUAUGUUGGUCUCACACCUCCAGAGUUGGGGAUCAAUACCUGCCUCCCUAUGUGUGUGGAAAUUGCAUGUUCUCCCUGUGCAUUGAGGGUUUUCUCCUCCAGUCCAAAGACAUGUGUUGUAGGCUGUAGGCAUCUCUAAGUUGUCUGUAAUGUGUGAAUCAGUAUGGGAUUGUACCCUCGUAUAGGGGUUUUGUUGGAGUUGUUGACAACUAAAUAUGAAUGGUUUCUUAAAUUAAAUGCAGCUUUUAGAUUUCUGCUACCCAAAAAAAAAUCAUUAAUCAUUCUUACCUUGAUUAUAGACUGAAAAAAAGCAUGUACAUUUAGCCAUCAAAUAGCGUCAUAUAUUUGAAUUAGUUACACUCUCCAUCUAGUUGUUCUUGAUGAUGACAGGGAAAAAAAUACAAAAAUGUACUUAGUAUUUCUUCAAAGCAAGCAUAAAAACAGGACAGGAUUCUAAAUGCAUACCAUGCAACACCCCUCCUCCGGUCUCCUCCCCUCCCCUCCCUACUGGACUGACAGAAAUCACUUCAUAAAUUCAUCACGCGGAGCCCAAAAAGCAAGCCGUGCUACAGCUUUGAACUCACACACUUCAGAGGAAGAGAAGAAAUGCGGUAUGCUGUGAAUAUCUGACACUCAAAGCCUACUUUUUGAUUGUGUGUGCCUAAAAAGACUCAUGGCCCAGUUCUGAAAAACCGCUGGAUCUCCCCAUCACAGAUCAAGGCUUUUCAACCAUUUCAGGGGCUUUUCAGAGAGAGAGAGGUAUGUGUGUGUGUGUUUGGGAUGGUGGUGGGGUUGUGGGUAUUGGGGGUCUGCAGAACUCUCCAAUUAAAACAGAAUUUCUAGAAAAUCUUUUAUUUAAACUCAUGUAAUACAACCGUCCAUAUAAAAAUUCUCCAUAAGUGCUACAGUUGCUACCUUUACAGUAUAGUGCAUACUUAUUUACAGAAAUUAAAGCUUUUCAUCAGUCAUAUUAAACUGGAAAUAAUAAUGUGCAGUGUCCAUAUUACAGAGAUGCUACAGUUUUUUGGGGCCUGGCAUAACAUUCUUAGCUGUAAAGUAAGAACUUACGAGCAAAAUAAAUAAAUUAGCACCGUAAAGAAAUGUGCACUUUGGAGUUGGUCCUGCUGCUCCACCAAACUCAUUUCCACUUCAAACGCAGACAUAUCAAAGCCAGCCCUCCGACUGGGGGCUUGAUUUGAUGUGGUAAAUUCAUAUAAGUCCACAAUCAAUAUUUAAUUAUGCGCUGAACCCAGUAGGCACAUUUCAUGACUGCACUAAAACCUUCUCUAAUAGGAAGCAAAGAUGUAUUAAAUAAAAAAAAGUGAGCAUGUUUCAAUUCAAUGUGUACGUCAAUCUCUGGCCCUCAUGACUUAAUUAAGGAUCUUCAUGCAUACAUGUGUUAAUAAUACUCCAACUGUCUCCUAAAAUUCUUUUUGGAUCUGAC